AUGCAUAGUAAUGCCAAAAGAAAAUUUAAAGGUGGAGCUAAAAAAUUAAGAAAAAAAAAUGCUGCUGGUCUCAAAGCAGCUGGUGCUGAUCCAAAACAACUUAAAUUAUCUUUUUUUGAUAAAUCAAUACCAAAGAUAUCAACAACUGCCUCCCAUUUACCACUACCUGAAACAACUACCUUAUCUGCAACAUCUUCAUGUAUUAUGGCAUCAGUUCAAUCAUUGCCACUAUCCUCACACUUGUCAGAAGCAACUACAUCAAUAAUGCCUUCAGAUAUUUCUCAAAGUGGAUUAUCAGAAUUGGAUAUGCAUACACAUGAAAAUUUUAAUUUGCAAUUAACAGCCACUAUACCUCAAAAACUUAGAUUUUUAAUGCAACAUCCUAUAGAACCAAUAAACAUUAAAUAUGAUAAAUUAUAUUAUCGAAUGGUAAUGAGUGAAAAAAUACCUAGAAAAUGGGUUACCAUAAAAAUUAUAUGCAAUAAAGCCCAAGCUGUGUACUGCUCAAUCUGCCUGGCAUUUUCAGUAUGUGAAAACACUUUCACAACAGGCUCUACAAAUUUUCGUCACAUGCACUCAGUUAUUAAAAUACAUGAAAAUUCAAAAGUGCAUAUUAGUGCUGUCGAGGCCUACCUCAGAGCUUCAAAAAACCAGUCAUUUAAUAAUUCAAUUAGCGUUAAAAUAUUAAAUGAAAAAAAUCGACAAAUUCAUAACAAAAUCCACAUAAUAAAACAAAUAUUUGAGAUAAUAAAGUUUUUAGGUAAACAAAACUUACCAUACAGAGGAUCAAAUGCUACCGAAACACUUAGCCUCUUUGAUAAUGAAAAUUUAAAUCAUGGCAAUUUCCUGGAAAUGAUCCGUAUUAUAUCAAAGAAUGAUCAAAUACCUAGAGAUCAUUUAGAGAAGGCUAUUUUAAAAAGCAAACGUAGAAAAGAUACGCUUAAACUGUCUAACAAAUCAAAAUCGAAGGGAAGAGGUUCUCUCAUAACCUUGUUGUCAAAAACAACUGUCAACAAAAUUAUUGAUGCUGUUCUUGAUCAAAUCAGGAAUUUAAUAAAAAAGGAGAUUGGUAACAAACGGUUUAGUUUGCAAAUGGAUAGUACUCAAGACAUUUGCGUUUAUGAUCAAGCAACCAUUUGCCUACGAUACAUAUAUAAUGGUAAAAUAACAGAAAGGCUUUUUGCACUUACAAAAGUUACGAACUCUUCUGGAAAAGGAUUUUUUGAUAUCUUGAGUGAAUGCUUUUUAAAACAUGGAAUUCAAAUGAGAAAUAUAAUUGGAGAAUCAUUUGAUGGUGCUGCAAAUAUGCGGGGGGAAUUUGUUGGGUUGCAAGCUCUUAUUAGACAAGAGGCUCCAGGUAGCUUGUAUAUUUGGUGUUAUAGUCACAUAUUAAAUCUCUGUAUAUGUGAUUCAUGCGAUAAUAAUGAAGGCAAAAUUUUAUUUGGAUUAUUGAACAGACUAGCAACUUUCUUUGGUGAAUCAUAUAAAAGGAUGGACGCUUGGGUGAAACAGAAUAACUCAACUGGCCAAAAUAAACUGAGAAGGCUGCAAAAAAUAGGUGAGACAAGGUGGUGGGCACGUGAAAAAGCCCUUAAAUGGAUAUAUGGCAAAGAGAGCUUACUUCCAAUAACUAUAAGUGCACUUCGAUUUAUAAUAGAUAAUAAAUCAUUUGAGGCAAAAACCUCAUCAGAAGCGCAGUCGUUGAUAGAAAUUUAUGUAAAUUUAAGACUCUUAGUACAGCUGUAA
Messenger RNA from Gordionus sp. m RMFG-2023, 1746 nucleotides. Its product is annotated as zinc finger MYM-type protein 1-like. The coding region runs from base 1 to 1746 and encodes 581 amino acids. Lineage: Eukaryota; Metazoa; Nematomorpha; Gordioida; Chordodea; Parachordodidae. The transcript is spliced from 2 exons. The record is from RefSeq and is a predicted model, not a curated record.